CCCUUCCCUGCCUGGCAUGGCUGAUAUGGAUGAGAUAUGGUCGGAGAUGCAGCGGGAGCAGAAAACCAAGAGCUUUGCAAAGACCAAGGUGUCCGACCUAAGUCUCUUGCAAAGAGAAAAGAAGACGAAGAAGGUCGCCAAGCGCAUGGACUCCUCGUUGAAUUGGAUGUCGGGCUGGGCCAAAUUGAAGACAGAGCAGGAGCAGUUGAGACCUGCAGAAGUUGAACCUGCCAUGGCGGUGGUGGAACCUCCCACGACCAUGGUGGAUGCACUUGAAGAGUUGCCAACAGGCACUCCUGAGAUCUUCUUGGCCUACAUCCAGCGUGACAUCAACUGUCUGGCCGAAGAGAGCCUCAGCGUACGCCUGACAUCGCUGCAGAAGCUGCAGCGGCUGCUGGUGCAGCAGGUGGAAAGCCUGGCGACCGACAUCAUCGAUGCGGUGAUGGAUGCGCUUCUGAAGCCGUUGCUGAAGCGCAUGAAGGACCGCAGCGAGAAGUGCCGCGAGUGCGCCGUGAAGAUCCUGCGGAGCCUGGUGGAGAACACCUCGGAUCUCAGCGCGGCGCUGCCCUACAUUUUCCCCUCUUUAGUUGGCAGAUUGGGCUCUGAGGACCUGGACGGCGUGGCGCACCUCCCCGAGAUCAUGCGCCCGGACCCGGAGCAGAAGCCCACGGAGAUCGCGCAGCCGGUGGAGGAGAGCGAAGAGGUGCGUCUGCAGCUGGGGCACUUCGUCGCUGCGCUGCUGCUGCGCUGUUCGCCCACGCAGAUCUACGCCUACAUCGACGAGGCCACGGGGCUGAUCCGGGCCCAGGCCAUGGAUCCCUUCCACGAGGUGAAGGCUUUGGCGUGUGAGACCAUGAUUUCCUUCUGUUACAACCACACGGAGAUGCUGCUGCACUUCGCCCUGCCGUUGGCCAGAUCUCUCACGUCCAGCCUGACGCACAACCACGCGAAGAUUCGCAUCGCGGCGCUGCGGGCGGUGACGGCGUGUCUCUGGUGCGGAGUGUGGAAGCACAACUUCGAGAUCUUUCAGGUGUUGAUGGCCUGGCAGGACCCCAACAAGGUUCCCAUCAAGGCCUUCUACGAAGGCGUCACCAAUGUGAACUACAUGUCCACCCUGAGCUUCGACCGGCACCCGGCGGUGCGGCGCUUCUGGUUCGAGACCUUGGCGCAUUGGAUGCUGCGCUGCGUGGACAAGGUCGACCUAGAACCAUACAUCGCUCCGUAUCUCUUGACCGGUCUCUGUGAUGAGAACGAGGAGAUUGCGUUGGAGGUCUUUUGGCUGAUCGAAAAGAUCGGAGAGGCCUAUGAGGCCGAGAAAGAGGAGGACCUCCGGAAGACCAAGCAGUACGGCUUCGACUACACCUGGACCUACGGCGGCCGCGCCUCCGUUCCCUUCCCCCUGCAGGGCAUCUGGGCCGGCGGCGACCGCCUGGACCACGUGCGCAAGACGGGCGCGCGGGGACCGGACUUCUUGGGGCAUAAGGCGUUGACGGAGCAUCACCAUAGAGAGCUGUUAGAUGAUGCGGGUGAGGAGGAGGAGGAGCGUCUAGGAGCUCCCUUGGAACUGCCGCGACGCGACUACUGCUGGCCGGACAGUCGCGGCCUGGACGUCUUCCCCCGGCUGCCGCGGCCACGGCUGGGCUCGAGGAGUUGGGUGCGGACGCACAGCAGGCGCUACAUCAAGGCCACCUUCAAUGACGUGGUGGACUUCCGCGAUUGCACGGCCUUGAAUGCGGGGCGCUUGCUGUGUAUGUCCGUGGCCUAUACUGAAGAAGGUGUCACCGAGUGGUUGCAGCCCAUGCUGGCAGCUUUGACGAAAUUCUACUCCGGCAGGGCCUGGGCUGCGGGCGAUACCAGGGCCAUGCAAACCUAUGGCGCCGUCUGCAAGUUGCUGGGCGCUUUCCUGGAGCCCUCGGCCUUGUGGGCCCAGCUGAAGGCCGCCUUGGAUGCGGAGUGCGCCAUGGACUUGGACCAACGCAUCGCCAGCAUGCGAAUCCUGGCCAUGUCUUUGGAGGGCCAUGUGGAGGUUCUGCAAUCCAUCCAGCCGCCGGACCCGGAGCUAAAGAUGGGUCAAUUGGAGCCGGUCAUCCCCGAGCUCAUUGAGGCCAUGCACAACUCGGACCUACUGCUGAGCCCCACGCCCGAGUCGCGGGAGGUGAUGUGGACGGUUCUCUUUUCCUUCCUGGAACCUUUGGGGGCCUUCCUGACGGACGCGCCGGGUUUUUUAACCUUUUGCAUUUGGUUACCGGUGCACUGCACCCGUCAGAGCAGCUACAGCUAUGCCCAAAUCCUCGCUGAGAGCAGUUCCGUGCCCAAAGUGAUCUAUGACGCCUUGCGCGAAGCGGGAGCACUGGUGCAGACGCACUUGGAAACCUUGCAGGAAGCCAACCGCCUAGCGGAGCAGCGGCAAGCUGAUUCCAGCGCCAGGAUCGACGAGAAGACGCAGGCGAUGAAGGCGAUGCAGACGCAGACGGACUUUGUCGCAACCAAGGCCAAGGCCACGCGCGAUCUGAUGCUCCAAGUGGAUACGGCGGCGGCGAAGCACUCCAAA
Messenger RNA from Cladocopium goreaui, 2551 nucleotides. The record is from the annotation of a GenBank genome assembly. Lineage: Eukaryota; Dinophyceae; Suessiales; Symbiodiniaceae.